CUGCUCCUCAUCCACCUCCGUUCCCCCCUUCCGCGGCUCGUUUUCUCUUCCCUCCUCCGCCGAAGCCGAACCACCCCAGCGGCGAGAGCGAGCGCCGAACGACAGGGUGGGCUCUGCAAGGUACGCCCGCAGGAUCACUGCGAUGAACCCCCGCCACCUCUGCGUCGGCGCAACCCCCGGCAGCGGCGGGAGUGGCGGCCAGUCAGUGGACGCGUCAGCAAGGCGCCGCCGCCGCAUGUCGGCCCCGUUGACAGGCACCCGCCUCAUGCUGGCCUUCAACGCUGCUGCUGGUGACGGUUAUGGCGGGAGGUCGUCGUCCUCCUCCUCCUCGUCUUCCGGAGGGUUGGACCUCUCGUUAGAUGAACCGCACCCCCUCUACAGCCAACACCGUGUCUACCCCGAGUUCUCUCCGAUGUCGAAUAUGGGGCGCCUCCUCUUUCAUGGCUCUCCACUAGGGUCGCCUACGACCGACGACGAUGUGCUCGUCAUGGAUGGUUACCUCGUCGCCGACGGCUUCAGCCCUGGCCCCAAGCGCUACGCCUCCUUUACCGACCUACGCUUGGUCCACACCAACUCCCGUGGCUCGGGCGGCAGCGGUCACCACGGCUCCAGUCUCCAGUUUUCAUAUGGGAAGGAGUCUUGUGUGGCGCGAGCAAUGAAUCCAAGACAUUCUGAGGUGGAACUUCAGCGCGGGCGACCAGUGCAGAGUGCUGGUCCCAACAUGCAGGCGAGCCCCAGAACCUAUCACCCAUCGUUGCAGGCAGCCGGCGUUGCGACCAUAUCCAUGAGGCCACCAGCCGCUCCGUACUUGACGCCUCCGAGAGCCGCCACCACCACCACCGCCACUGCCACUCCUGCGAGAGCGCAGGCCGGCUUCUCGUGGACACCAAAGCAGCCCGAAUUGAGGCCGCCGUCGGUGCAACGGGCGACGUUUGCGUGGCCGCCGACCGAGGAGGAGAACGCGUCCAUCAGCCAAUGCCUGUACGGGCCCCGUGGCGCCCCUCAGCGAAGGCUGCCUGUGUUUGUGAGCAUCUGCCCAGCGUGAAAACCCGCCCUCUCUCCGGUGUCCAGUGCAUCCGUAGGCUCGGUAACGGUCGCGCAAGACGGCCAUGGAUGAGACUCGUUCUUCCAAAGGUGAGGAUGCUGCCGCUGGUCGAGUUAGCGAACUGGCUCACGAAUCACGACCUCUCAUUUACCCCCCCUACGAGUUGUGAAUGUGUUUAUUGGAAAACCCUGAUGAUAAUUCGCGUCGGUCGGGUCGGAUUCCUCUGCAAAUGUGCUAGUUUGCCGAGUUGGUUGGGGCCAGGGGGUAGAAGCGGCUGCUGUAUAUGUGAGUAGAAGUAGAAGUACUGGUAAAUACUUUAGUACACGCACAUCGCUCACCGUUUGUCUGUCGCUGUAUAUUCAGGAUCUUGAUCUCUUCGGCUGCAGUUUGUUUUCCUCAGAUUGAAGAGCUUCAGCACCUUUGUGAUCGGUCGUAUUGAACGUUUUGUCCUUGAGUUUAUAAGAUACACUUGGAAUUUCUGUGCA
Molecule: messenger RNA, 1530 nt
Organism: Triticum dicoccoides
Lineage: Eukaryota; Viridiplantae; Streptophyta; Magnoliopsida; Poales; Poaceae
Exons: 4
Coding region: 143-1045 (300 amino acids)
Source: RefSeq, a predicted model, not a curated record